Messenger RNA from Penicilliopsis zonata CBS 506.65, 1521 nucleotides. RefSeq lists its product as hypothetical. NCBI's taxonomy places the organism in Eukaryota, Fungi, Ascomycota, Eurotiomycetes, Eurotiales, Aspergillaceae. The transcript has 4 exons. Gene Ontology annotation, cellular component: nucleus. The record is from RefSeq and is a predicted model, not a curated record. Gene Ontology annotation, molecular function: transcription cis-regulatory region binding; DNA-binding transcription factor activity, RNA polymerase II-specific; zinc ion binding. Bases 1 to 1521 code for a protein of 506 amino acids. Gene Ontology annotation, biological process: regulation of DNA-templated transcription.
AUGUCCAAAACAAACAGGGCGUGCACGAAUUGCGUGCGGGCCAAGGCCAAAUGUUCGCCGAAUGUCAAUGGAACGGAGAAGUGCGAGCGAUGCCUCCGUCUGAAUAAAGAAUGCAUUCCCUCCGCUCCGAUGCGCAAACGCCGGCCAGGAUCGAGCGUGGCGGCUGGCAAAGUGCAGGCGCUGGAAGCCAAGCUGGACAGUCUUGCUUCCUUGUUACAGACACAGACGCUACACACAUUACCACAAGCCCUGCAAACGCCAGCUUCGACAUCAUCGCAGCCAACUGGACAGCCUGGACAACCGGCGGAGUCUGCAGACCAGACACUCGCCCUUUUCAACCGACUGUUUCUCUUCUUUUUCCCCCUUGUGAGACUGGAAAAUACAACUGCUGCCCAGCUCCAGCAAGAACGACCGCUGUUAUGGGCCGCCAUCUCGGCCGUGGCGACCCCCUGCGUUGCUCGCCAGAGGAGUUUGUCCCUGCAGAUGCGCGAGGUGAUUGCGCGCGAGGCAUACGUCAAGGGGACCUGCAGUCUGGACUUUUUCAACGCCGUGACAGUGUUUGCCGUUUGGGACCGCCAUCGCAACCACAACGACGCUCUUCUGACGAAUCUGAUGCAACAGGCAGUAGCCAGCAUCUAUGAACUCGGCCUCCAUGAACCUCCACCCAGUGAUCCAGGUCUGAUCCUCUCGUAUGAUAUCAAGGGGAUCCCUCGGCCGUCGCGGAUGACAAGGGCAGAGACCGUUGAAGAGAGACGGGCCUUGCUGUCGUGUUAUCUGUUGAGUGGUAGGAAUCAAAGUCUCCGGUGGACUGCAUAUUUCGAUGAAUGUCUGGCCGUGCUGGAAGGAAAUGAAGACGACCUCCUUCUCUGCCAACUGGUGAGACUACGUCUCCUUGCCGAGACCGCACACACAGCCUGGUCCGGCGUGAAGCACACAAGUGAUCUGUCCUCUGCGAUGCUGCAUCUCCGCUCGCUCAAACACCAGCUGCAAGUCUUCCGUGACAAUAUCCCGCCCCAGCUGUUGCAGAACAAGCCUCUUCUGCUUCAGCUGCACGAUACGGAGGUGACUGUGCACGAGAUAGGCCUGCGCGAGAUCUUCUCGCCGGGCACGACGGGCCCGCGCGUCGCCAUUCUGUUGGAGCUGAUGCAGGCCGCCCAUCGCUGGGCAGACGUGUUCCUGACGCUGCAGCCCGCCGAGCUGUACGGAAUGCCCUUUUCCGCGUUGGGGCAGAUGAAUCGCUGUCUCGUCGUGGGGUUUCGGCUGAAUGCGAUCGACUGGCCGGGCUGGGACCGCAACCUCUUUCGUGAGCAGCUGGACGUGCCGCGCGCCUUUGACCACAUCAUGACCGCGUUCGGGCGGGUCAAGGACGAGGUCCCGCUCGACACGCAGCUCGAGAUGGAUGUCUUCAGUGUGUUGGCGGCCAAGAUGACGGCCAAGCAGCCCAACUGGGAGGCAGAGCUGGGCUAUCUGCCUUCUUUUUGGGAUUUUUCGUUUGACGAGCUCACCAUGGAGAUGUUCUAA